Cladocopium goreaui is the source of this 1875-nucleotide messenger RNA. NCBI's taxonomy places the organism in Eukaryota, Dinophyceae, Suessiales, Symbiodiniaceae. The record is from the annotation of a GenBank genome assembly.
AUGCCGAAGCCGACGGCCCGGAGUCCUCGGAGGCAAUGGUCUCGAGCACUCCUUGUCGCACUUCAAGUUUUUGCAUUGGCUACUGUGAUGUGGAACGCAACAAAGAUGUGGAAGUCAAGUUCCAUUCUCACAUUUGAUAUGCGGAGACUGUCAUUGUGGCCUUAUGUUGUUGCAGCGACUUUUUUCGGAGCUGAGUUCCUCUUGACGUUGUUGGUUUCGUGCUCCGUGCUGCCGAUUUUGGUUCGACGCGACGGAGUGGUUGGAAAUCCGGACCUGAUUCAUCGCAUGCGUGAGGUGUCAUGGAUUAUGGCUUUAGUGAGCCUGGUAUGCUGCUGCUGCUAUUUACACUUAGCCCUGGAGGAAAGCGAACCCUUGUUGGUGAGUCAAUCCAAUUGGCUAACAGGCGAUGAGGAAGUUCGACUCAUGGGACGAUACAUGCUUUGGGCUUUCCUUGCACCGCUUCAGUGGGUGAGCUUUGCCCGGCUAUACACCACAGCGUCCUGGAAGGAGAUUGCAUCCGUUUCUUUUACCACUUCCCUGGUAAUGUUGCUUGGGCUGCUUUCCGCGACUUCGCGCACUUUAAGUAGUGGCCAGGUGAUUUGGGAAUGGCAGGGCAGAAUCUACUUCACUGCGUCGUUGAUAUGCUACCUCCUCAUGUUCGGGCAGGUGUACUCACUGCCGCUUGACCCAAUCUGCAUUCCCAGCGCAAGGAAGUACUUGAGGUUCGCCAUUGUCCUGUGGACUGCGUACCCGGCAGCACAUGCUAGCCGGAGCCUCGGUCUCCUGAGCCUUUGGCAGGAGCAGGUCUUCUGCUACACUCUGCUGGAUGUCAUUGCAAAGGGUGUGACCCUGUGGAUUUGCUUUUCUGGUCCAGCUUUCAGGAUUUUCUUGAAUAGCCUUGGCAACCACCAGAUCCAAAGCGCCAUGAUUGAUUGGAAGAUAACAGUGGGUGAUCCAGACUGGAACAUCAAGACGCCUUCUACUGAUGGGCUGGCUGCCAUGCAGUUCCACUGGCUUGGAGGCGAUUCAGUGGGGACAAACUUCUUGCAGGGUGUGCUGGACGAUGAUGGGAGCAGAGAAUCGCUGUUGUCCACAGCGAGGCUCAUCGACGCCGAUCCAAGCUUCAGCACUCGCAAGGUGCCCGUGAUUCUGAGGCUGAAGGCAGAGAGAGUUCAAGCCUUGCUUUUUGUGUCACGUGCUGUGUGGGGCAAUCGCCAAAUUGCAUGUGCCCUUCUUCAAGGGGUGGAUUCUGUUCCAGUGCAAGGGUCAGUGGCAGCUUCAGCUUCGGAAUCUGCUUCAUUGGCAGCUGCAUCAGCUGCUGUGGUUGCGAAGAGUCCGCCAACCAAACUCCUGGAAGAAUCAGCUGGAGAGGCACAACAUGCCAUAGUCCUGUGGGCAGAUGUUAGUCCGGAGCUUAUGAAGGAUCCGAGAGAGGCAAGUGCCCCCCAUACCUGUGGCAUCCUGUGGCAUAGGCACGGUCAGAACUAUGCGGACGGCUGUUUCGUCCAUUGGGGGUCGUUGAGUUUCCUAAGCCAGGGCACCAGCAAGUUUGACCCACAACGCGGUUCAAGACAAAGGUUGCUGCAGGCCAACUUUUCCGAAGGAUAUCCAGAGGUGGAGCCCAGCUCCCGGGGCAUGAACCGACAGCAUCAAUCGACUGGAGCUGGUUGGCACAGUCAAGACCUCAGAGAUCCUCAAAGCAGCUUUACAGGUCGACAAGUCUUGCCUUUAAUCUUAAAGUUGCUCAAAUGUUUUACGUUGUUUUUACUUGGUUUGAUGGAAGGGUCGGAAGCUGAUCAAAUUCACCCAUUUCAAGGUAUUCAUAGUUUGGAUAACCGACAUCCAAGUCUUGUUCUGAAGCGUAUGUGCCAUUGA